CGCCGUUUGUUAGGUUUGUCUUGUGACCAGCUGAUGAGGAAGCAGCGGCAGACACGCAGCAGCAGCGGUUGGCAGCAUCCAUCAUUUUGCAGAGAUGGCUGGUCUGGGCUUGACCAAGAGAUGGCUGCCUGCUCAGCUGCUGCUCCUGUGGACACUGUCCAACAUCUCUGACUCCACAGUGCACUUGUUUGCUCCUGAUGCUGUUACACUUGAGCAGUACUCUAAGGCCAACAUCACCAUUACGUCCAGUUCCCCUGUCAACCAGUCAACUGUGAUUCAGUUAAAUGUCACCUACAGCUCCAAGAGGAACUACUCGUCUAUAAUCACACUCCCUGAGCAGGUGUUGCUGCCAGAGGCAGCGACCUCAGUCAGUUUCAAUGUGACCGCCCAUGAUGUCGGUCAGGUGACCACAUACCUGCUUAGCAACAACACAGACUUCGACAGUAGUUCCGUCAGGAUCCGCUUCAUGGUGAUCCACAGCAACGUGGUGUCAGUAAUCAGUCAGGUGAUUGGCUGGAUUUACUUUCUGGCCUGGUCGGUGUCCUUCUAUCCACAAGUAUGGGAAAACUGGAGGAGGAAGAGUGUUGUAGGUCUCAACUUUGACUUCCUGGCUCUGAACCUAACCGGCUUCAUCGCUUACAGUGUCUUCAACAUUGGGCUGUUUUGGAUUCCACAAAUAAAGGAGGAGUUUCUGAAGAGGAACCCAAAUGGAAUCAACCCUGUCAACGCGAAUGAUGUCUUCUUCAGUCUCCACGCUGCCCUGCUCUGUUUGGUCUACUUCAGCCAGGCUGCUGUAUACGAGAGGGGGGGUCAGAAGGUCUCCCGGAUGGCCUGUGGUUUGCUGCUGGUUGCCUGGACGUUUGCCCUGGUCAGCUUGUUCGUUGCUGUAGCCAAACAGAUCACCUGGCUGGAUUACCUCUACUAUUUCUCCUACAUUAAACUAGCAAUCACUCUGAUCAAAUAUGUGCCACAGGCGUACAUGAACUACAGGAGGCAGAGCACGGAGGGGUGGAGUAUUGGUAAUGUGCUGCUGGACUUCACUGGUGGAAUCUUCAGUAUUCUUCAGAUGAUUUUACAGUCGUAUAACAACGAUGAGUGGCGGCUGAUAUUUGGAGAUCCCACAAAGUUUGGUCUGGGUUUGUUCUCUGUGGUGUUUGACAUCCUCUUCAUGACUCAGCACUACUGUCUGUACAGACGGCACCCACAGUACGAAGCUGUUACAGGACAAGAGGACUGAUGCUGACUCAGUGCUGUGUGGACAGACUGUCUGAAGACACUCAAGCACACAGGAGCACAUCAUCAAUUUCUGUCGCUCAGAAACAAGAACGAGCACAGCUGAUCGACCAAUGGGUGGUCUGAAAGCUGCUGGUCUCGGUGGUUGUCUUCCACCAUGGGAUCAUGUUACAGCAGAGUCCUCCAGAGCAGGUCUUACUCAUCUGACUUCUAUCCAGCAGCUCUGAACUCACAGGGUGCCUUCUUCUGAAAACAUCUCAGGAUCAGCACGCCUUUGUUUUUUUGGGGUUUUUUUUUUUUUUACCACUGUAUAAAUAUUUCUGUUGAUAGAAUGUAUAAGAAAAAACUGACCUAUUGAUAUAAACACUUUUUAUUAAAUUCGGUAUCACGUUU
Molecule: messenger RNA, 1626 nt
Organism: Toxotes jaculatrix (banded archerfish)
Lineage: Eukaryota; Metazoa; Chordata; Actinopteri; Toxotidae
Gene: ctns
Product: cystinosin, lysosomal cystine transporter
Exons: 11
Coding region: 95-1237 (380 amino acids)
Biological process (GO): L-cystine transport
Cellular component (GO): lysosomal membrane
Molecular function (GO): L-cystine transmembrane transporter activity
Source: RefSeq, a predicted model, not a curated record